UGGAAGUUGUUCGACCAGUUCUUUACAAAGUGGAAUUUGUUUCCUCCUGGAUUUUUUUUUUUAAAAUUUGACUUUCAUUUUAAUGUCAUAUCUUCUUUCUCUAGAUUAGCAGGCACCUGUGACCUGUUUUAUUCCCUUUAUUCCAACAACUUCCACAUCCUAGAAUUAUUUGUGGGAUUUGCACCAGAAUGGUGGAUUAUUUCCCAGCUCUUUUUUAUUAAUUCAGGAUGAUGUUACCGUCACGCUCUUUGGGUUUUAUGAUUCUGGUGGUGGCUUUGAAGACGCUGGGUGGUAACUCAGAGAAAGAAGGCGUCUACAAGAAAGUGGGUGACAAAGUCGUCCUCACACCAGGCUCUGCGCCUGCUUCCAUCACCAGGAUCAAGUGGACACAUGAUCAGGACAUUGCUCUGGAGUGGACCAGACGGGAACCUUACACCUCCUGGCACUUCCGAGAUGGCUGUGAGGUGGAUACCUCCACUGGGGUCCUGACGAUCUCAAACCUGGCUCUAAACGACAGCGGCAGCUACACGGCGGAGAUUAAUGAUGAAGUCAUGAGCACAACAGAAAUCAUUGUUAUCACCACUGUCCCUAAUCCCACUGUGUCCACAUGGUGCAACCCUGAGAUGACCUACUGUAUUCUCACUUGUGAACCCAACGUCACAGACGACGCCAAACCGAUCACCUAUUACUGGGUGAUUGGUGAUAUGGUGAAACAGUCUCCAACCAAUCAGUUCAACAUCACACAGGAAAACAGAGAGCGUUUGAUAAGCUGUCAGCUGGAAAACCCGGUCAGCCAUGAAUACAGUGAAAAAAUCCUGAAUCCACUCUUAAUCAGGAAUCGGGCUUUACUGAGCUUACCAUUUGUAGGGAUUCUGGUGUUCCUGUUUGGCCUUAUUUGUUGCAAAUGCUGUUGUUGUACCCGCAGGACCCGAAGUCACCGCCGCUCCACCACCACCAACACUGUGAGAUAGAGCAGUGCUGGAUCAAACUGUGAUGAUGAGGAUGAAGAAGAGUUGGUGUUACAUAAACCACCGGAGAAAAGCCUUAACUGAUCCUGGAAACACAGGAAGAGAAUAAUACGGAGGGGUCAGAGGACCAAAAACAAGAACACCCUCAAAAUAUAUGUAUAUAAUUUAUAUGAAAUAAAUAAUAAAUAUAA
Molecule: messenger RNA, 1159 nt
Organism: Oreochromis niloticus (Nile tilapia)
Lineage: Eukaryota; Metazoa; Chordata; Actinopteri; Cichliformes; Cichlidae
Exons: 7
Coding region: 228-971 (247 amino acids)
Cellular component (GO): membrane
Source: RefSeq, a predicted model, not a curated record